GAGCCAUCAUGCCAGGACGCAGCGAAGAGAGUGUCGUCGGGUCCUGCGAUCUACCAAUACUAUGAGCUGGAUUGAGCAAUAUUCUGCCGCACUCGAUGCUCGAGAUGCACGCGAACAAGCUCACAAGCCAUACAUAGAUGCUUAUACCAGACUCGCCGACCGCACCGCUGCUCAAUCCAAGGCAUCGGCUCUGUCCAGCUCGACCCCAGCGUCACCCGCAUUGCCCGACCGAACUGCGACUCCAACCAAAGGCCGGGCAGCGACCAAAUCACCCGUGCCAGAAGGUCAAGCAGCAGAGCUUCUAGCUACUCUCCGCACAGAUCUGGCAAAUACCCAACGCGCCCGAUCCUCGUUGCAAGCACAAGUGACUGAGCUCAACACCUCACUCAGCCAGCUGCAGGCUUCACAUAAGGACUCCACGGCACAGAUUACUAGUCUGACGAAGCAGAAAUUGGACGUGGAGAGGAAGUUGCGGGAUCGGGAGGAAGAGAUUCGAGGCAAAGCGAAGUUGGUCGAGGAAGCGCAAGAUGAGAUGGUGAGCUUGCAGUUGCAGUUGAAUAUGGCAGAGCAGAGAUCAGAGAAGUUGGAGAAGGAGAAUAAGGAGCUUGUAGAGCGGUGGAUGAGAAGGAUGGGAGAGGAGGCUGAGAAAGCGAAUAGAGAUUCUGGAUGGACGUGAGACCAUCUGCAGAAGUACAAGUUGUAGGCAGAUAGCACCUGCCUACUGUUACCACCCAAACUGCCCAUGCAUAUUGAUCGCAGAUGGACUU
This is a messenger RNA of Cercospora beticola, 767 nucleotides long. RefSeq names its product ATG16 family protein. NCBI's taxonomy places the organism in Eukaryota, Fungi, Ascomycota, Dothideomycetes, Mycosphaerellales, Mycosphaerellaceae. The record is from RefSeq and is a predicted model, not a curated record.